Galendromus occidentalis (western predatory mite) is the source of this 1005-nucleotide messenger RNA. RefSeq lists its product as uncharacterized. The coding region runs from base 1 to 1005 and encodes 334 amino acids. The record is from RefSeq and is a predicted model, not a curated record. NCBI's taxonomy places the organism in Eukaryota, Metazoa, Arthropoda, Arachnida, Mesostigmata, Phytoseiidae. The transcript has 3 exons.
AUGGCUUCGAAUAUCACCAAGACUCAGAAAGGUCGUGAAAAACUUAUUCACGAGGGCUGGAUGUAUGUCCGGGACCGUGUGAUAGGCGGAGGAAGUGUACAGAGUUGGCGGUGCAUGUAUAAGAACGCUUCUUGUCCGUGCCGCGCUAGAGCGUACACCUCUAUUGAGUCGGGGGAGGUCGUCAGUACGAAAGGCUCACACACGGAUCCGGUCGACCCUUCGGGAGUCGAGACCACGAAAGUCCGUGAAGCCAUCAAGCGACGCUGUGAAGAAACAAGUGAACCACCAUCGUCGGUGAUGUCCUCAGCGUUUCUCACGGCUUCGAGAGCAACUCUCGGACGACUCCCGGAGCGUUCGGUCAUGGCGAGGAUGAUAAACCGCCACAGGAACGCCGUUUCGAACACCCCGGCAAAUUUCGAAUCUAGGAGUUCCAUAGUAAUUCCAGAACACUACCGCGAAUAUGAAUUCGAGCCCGGACGAUUCGAGAAUUUCGUCGUAGCUGACAGCGGUGAAGGAGAUGUCGACCGCAUAAUCAUUUUCGGAAGAGAGUCCACGAGAGAGUGGAUAGGCUUAGUCCAAAAGCUAUUCGUCGAUGGGACCUUCAGUCUUUCCCCACCGACUUUUUCUCAGAUUUUCGUGGUGCUAGCCGAACGGUCACAGUGUGUCCUCCCGGUCGCGUAUGCACUGCUUCCGAACAAGACCGCUGAAACAUACACGAGGGCGCUGAGUCUACUGAAGAACGCGUGGCCGGCUUUGAGUCCUCUGGCCGUGGUGAUGGACUUCGAAAGGGCUGUCAUGAACGCCGUGCGCAGCGUUUUUUCUUCCGAUACGAGGAUGGAUGGCUGUUUCUUCCACCUCGUGAAGAACAUCAAGCUCAAGCUGGCGGGAGAAGGGCUUAUGAGUCGGUGUAGUAAUGACGACGAAUUCGCGCUCAACGCGAGGAUGAUCGCGGCCCUGGCUUUCGUUCCACCGGCCGAGCUGAAUAACGCGAUCUCCCAUGAGUGA